AUGAGUGCACGCCAGUUAGCUGGCUCGAGUGGACUGUCGGAUCAGGAGGCCGUUUUGUCAAAACUGCUGAAGAGAAAGGUAAGAUCCAAUUCAAGUAUUUCAUCAAAAGAUGAACAUGAUGCUCACAACACUGGAGUACCAGAAAAUGUUGUUCAGAGCUCAAAUGCAACAAAUACGCCAACAGCAAUAAAUAGUAUCCCUAACGUUCCGGUCAAUAAUAGAACACCUGCCUCCAGAGGCGGAACACGACCGACUUACACCGUCCCUAUCUCGCCAAAACUACACAACAUGACUUACGCACAGGAAACCUGUACUAAAACUACAUAUUACAACACAACACCACAAUUCACAACUGCUCAAACGACGAGUGUAACUCCUCACUACGCAAUCUCUCACAAUAUUGCUCCUCAACAUACAACUCAAAUUACAAAUCACCAAACUUCAAAUAUAUCUCCUCACAAUGUAAUGCAUCACAAUACCAUCAUGCGACUCCUCAAAUUACAGAUCCUCAAACUUCAAAUACAUCUCCUCAAUACUCUACUCCUCAUACUACAAGUAUAA
This is a messenger RNA of Nezara viridula (southern green stink bug), 561 nucleotides long. Lineage: Eukaryota; Metazoa; Arthropoda; Insecta; Hemiptera; Pentatomidae. The record is from the annotation of a GenBank genome assembly.